CUUUUACACAUACAAGUUUGUGUAUGGAUUCUGGUAACCUCUUCUGUUGUUUUUCCACAACAUAACCCUCCAACAAAUUUUGAAAAAAAGCUGCUUUUAAGCAAAGACAACCAUAUAUAGCAAAAAUGGGUGUUGCAGAAAAGAUUCAAGAAAUUGAGGCGGAAAUGCGCCGGACUCAAAAAAACAAGUCGACUGAAUAUCACUUGGGACUUCUAAAGGGAAAACUUGCAAGACUUCGUACUCAGUUACUUGAGCCUACCUCAAAACCAGGACCAAAAGGUGAAGGAUUUGACGUUGCAAAAAGCGGCGAUGCUAGAGUUGCUUUUAUUGGAUUUCCUUCGGUUGGUAAAUCCACUCUUCUUUCUGCAAUUACAAAGACCAGAUCUGCUACUGCCAAUUAUGAGUUUACGACGUUAACGGCCAUCCCCGGUGUUUUAGAAUAUGACGGCGCUGAAAUUCAAAUGCUAGAUCUUCCUGGUAUCAUUGAAGGAGCUUCUCAAGGAAGAGGUGGUCGCCAAGCAGUCUCUGCCGCAAGAACAGCUGACUUGAUUCUUGUGGUUUUGGAUGCCACGAAAGCUGCAGACCAACGUGAAAAAAUCGAGUACGAACUUGAGCAGGUUGGUGUUCGACUCAACAAAAAGAGACCCGACGUUACCAUUAAUUUUAAAAAGAACGGUGGCGUCAAAUUUAAUCAUACCGUUCCUUUGACCCAUAUGGACUAUAAAAUGGCUUACAACAUUCUUCAUGAAUACAAGCUUCACAACGCGGAUAUCCUGAUUCGUGAAGAUAUAACUGUCGAUGACUUUAUUGAUGUAGUGAUGGGGAACCGGAGGUACGUAAAUUGUCUCUAUUGCUAUAGCAAGAUUGAUGCUGUCUCUUUGGAAGAGGUUGAUAGACUAGCCCGUUUGCCCAAGUCUGUUGUAAUUAGCUGUAACUUGAAUCUGAAUUUAGAUUUUCUGAAGCAAAGAAUUUGGGAAGAACUCAAUCUUUACAGAGUUUAUACCAAACGGAAAGGUGAAGCUCCUGACUUCAGUGAAGCAUUGAUUGUUCGUAAAGGCUCAAAUAUAAACGAGGUUUGCAACCGAAUUCACAGAAGCUUGGCCGAGCAACUCAAAUAUGCUUUGGUUUGGGGAAGCUCUGCAAAACAUAGUCCUCAAUUGGUUGGUCUCAAUCAUUUAGUGCAUGAAGGAGACGUGGUGACGAUUGUUACAAAGUAAUAGAGAUGGUAUAUAUAUCUGUGUACCAUAGAAAAAGAUUCAAAGAGAUUUUUGCAAGCUUUGGUAUUGCUUUUACUACAUAAACGUAUAGAUACAUAAUUAUUUUGAUUAGCUUUUUAAUAUGAUGGUGAAAAGGAAGUUCUAGAUUUUCAGACACAUGUUCUAUAUGACCU
This is a messenger RNA of Schizosaccharomyces cryophilus OY26, 1390 nucleotides long. Its product is annotated as GTP binding protein Gtp1. Bases 126 to 1217 code for a protein of 363 amino acids. Gene Ontology annotation, molecular function: GTP binding; GTPase activity. The record is from RefSeq and is a predicted model, not a curated record. NCBI's taxonomy places the organism in Eukaryota, Fungi, Ascomycota, Schizosaccharomycetes, Schizosaccharomycetales, Schizosaccharomycetaceae. Gene Ontology annotation, biological process: cytoplasmic translation. The transcript is spliced from 3 exons. Gene Ontology annotation, cellular component: cytoplasm.